Messenger RNA from Rhodotorula graminis WP1, 779 nucleotides. RefSeq lists its product as uncharacterized. The record is from RefSeq and is a predicted model, not a curated record. The transcript has 4 exons. The annotation marks the transcript as partial. Gene Ontology annotation, cellular component: Golgi membrane. Gene Ontology annotation, molecular function: UDP-galactose transmembrane transporter activity. Gene Ontology annotation, biological process: pyrimidine nucleotide-sugar transmembrane transport. Lineage: Eukaryota; Fungi; Basidiomycota; Microbotryomycetes; Sporidiobolales; Sporidiobolaceae.
GGAUGGGCGUCGUGCGCAUGCUGUGGGAGGACGUGUUUGGCGGCGACUGGUGGAAGAUGGCGGUCCCUGCGGUUCUCUUUGCGCUCCAGAACAACCUCAUCUACGUCGCCGCGCGCAACCUGUCGGUCCCCGUCUUCCAGAUCACGUUUCAGCUCAAGACGGUCGUGACGGCCAUCACGGCGGUCGCCAUGCUCGGUCGGCGCCUCACGGCGGUCCAGUGGGCGACGCUCGUCUCGCUCGGACUCGGCGUCGCGACGAUGCAGCUCGGCGCCAUCCACGCCAAGGCCAAGGAGCACGGCGCGCACCCGGCGGCGUCGACCGAGUCGAUGAACUACGUCGCCGGCAUCUCGGCCGUCCUCGUGUCGUGCUUCUCGAGCGCGAUCGCGGCGACCUACUUCGAGCUCGUCAUCAAGCGCCAGCCCCCGGCGAGCCUGUGGGUCCGCAACAUCCAGCUGUCGCUGUUCAGCUCGGUCAUCGGCCUCGUCGUCGUCCUCUUUCAGGCGAGCCACCACUGGUACGACCCGGUCGUGCGCGCCGGCGAGGGCUUCUUCGAGGGCUUUAGCGGCAACCCGAUGGCGUGGGCCGUCAUCUUCCUCCAGACGGUCGGCGGCCUCCUCAUCGCCGUCGCCAUCAAGCACGCCGACAACAUCGCCAAGGGCUUUGCCCUGUCGAUCUCGAUCGUCUUCACCUUCCUCCUGUCGGUCAUCCUGUUCAACUUUGAGCUGUCGACGCCGUCCGUCCUCGGCGCGACCGUCGUCGUCGCGUCGACCCUCCUGUUC